GAGGAGAGAAAAAAAUGGACGUGACGACGACGCGGGGAAGGAGAGGGAGACCCAAGAGCUACAGAGGAGACGGCAUGCGUGCCGACAUGCGGCAUGAGAGACUUUCUAGAGAGGGAGGAGAGGAGAAGAGGGACGGGGAGGGAGCAGGGGCGAGUGCUGGAAGACCGUGAAUGCCCACAAACUGAGGCCAUAUGAUGAUGCGCGUGCGAGGGGGCCGUGUAUAUGCUUAAUCCCAUUUCCUUAUCCGGGGUCCGUCCUGGAGGCGCGCCAUUGGCCGGCUUCCGUCACGUGGCUUCUUAACUUUGUUCACUUGACAGAAAAGUAGGAGGGUUCAACGGAACAGGAAUAACCGAAGAGUAAAGGGAUGAGAUAUAAAUUUUAGUUAUAUAUUUUCCGAGUAGGUGCAAUUCCACAAAAAGACUGAAAUUAAUGGCCAUGAGCUCCUAUUUGAUCAACUCCAACUAUGUGGACCCCAAGUUCCCACCGUGCGAGGAGUACUCACAGAGCGACUAUCUGCCCAGCCACUCUCCGGACUAUUACAGCUCCCAGAGGCAGGAGCCCGCUGCCUUUCAACCGGACUCUGUCUACCACCACCAUCAACACCACCCACACCACCACCAACAACAGCAGCAGCAGCAGCAGCAGCAGCCACAGCAGCAGCGAGCCGCCGAACCACCGUACACGCCGUGCCAACGCGCGGGGCAACCCGCCUCGGUGGUGAUGUCCCCUCGGGGUCACGUCCUCCCCCCGUCCGUACUGCAGACCACCCCAAUCCCGGAGCAGAGCCACCGCUGCGACUCGGUGACACCAAGCCCGCCUCCGCCUCCGUCUUGCGGCCAAACGCCCCACAACCAAAGCACUUCUUCCCCAGCGAGCAAUCGCAAGGACCCCGUAGUUUACCCGUGGAUGAAGAAAGUCCAUGUAAACAUCGUGAGUUCAAACUACACGGGGGGUGAGCCCAAACGCUCGCGGACGGCCUACACGCGCCAGCAGGUCCUGGAGCUCGAAAAGGAGUUCCACUACAACCGGUACCUGACGCGCAGGCGCAGGGUGGAGAUCGCCCACACGCUCUGCCUGUCAGAGAGGCAGAUCAAGAUCUGGUUCCAGAACCGGAGGAUGAAAUGGAAGAAGGACCACAAGCUACCAAACACCAAGGUCCGCUCCGGGACAAACAACACAAACUCAUCCCAAGCUCUGAGCGGCUCUCAGAACCGCACCGGACCACUAUAGCCCGGUUCAUGGCUCUUUUUUUUUCUUUUUGUUUUUUUUUGUCUCAUUCUCUCUUUUUAACUGAACGCCGAAGCGGCAGCAGCGGCAGCAGCAGCCACGCUUGUACCCACAGGAGCCUGCACGUUGGAGCGGAAUAACGCCUCUUCGUUGUGGAGGGAAGGAGAAGGGGAUGUGAAUGCCGCCUGCUCGGCCCUGAUCUAUGCUGAUGUUACACACACUAUAAUAUGACGUGGGAGGGGGGGGGGUGGAGGGGGGGGGAUUCAUUCAUAAAAAAAAAUAUAUGAAAUGAACCAAAAGUAGGCGACGAAGGAGACUGAAGGAACUGAGACAAUGACGGCACGGCCGCUUCUUUGCUUUUAUCCCCAUCCUCCCUCUCUCUCUCUCUCUCUCUCUCUCUCUCUCUCUCUCUCUCUCUCUCUCCAUACGACGGUAGGCUUGAGGAUAAUGUGCCCGCGUGCGUGUGGUUUUCUUUCCUUCUUUUUUCCUUUUUUUUUCUUUUUUUUCUUUUUUUUUUGUUGAAGAUGGAUCCUCGUUUUCAUCUUUAAUCAUGCCAAACUCGGGCCCCAUUUGUCAUGUUUACUCUGCGGGUACAAAGCAAAAGGGGUGAACCGCGGCUCUGCCCAUUACCCCUCGCCCCCUUUACCACCCUGCCACCCCUCCCUACCUCCCUUUAACCACUCUACCCCUCACACUGCCACCCCACGCACACACACACACACACACACACAAAUGUACACACACACACACGUGUAAUAAAUGACGUUUCGUCAAAGAGAAGUAUUCACACACACACACACACACAUGCUCGGUCCUUAUAGUACUCUAACAUCAAAUAUAACCUCCACUAUGAUCCAAACUGACAGCAGCCUUGCUGUCACAGUUAUAACUCUUUCUCUUUUUGUUUUAUGACAAAAUAUAGCUUUUUAAAUUUUAAUUAUUUUUUUGAAUUCAGUGUUGAUUGUAAAAAAUAAUAAUAAUAAUGAUGAUGAUAAUGAUAUGCUGUUGUUGCUGAGAACGACAAGGAGCGUGUCUGUGGUCCGUGGAUUGUUCAUGUUGUGAUGUUGUAUACAGGGAAAACAGACUGACAGGGUUCCAUCAUGGCGUUUAUUUCCACUGAAACAGGGUUUCUGAAGCUGCCUAAACAGAGGACACUGAUAUCCAAAGCAACAAGAGAACACAUUUAAACGCAGCACUAUACAAUGUACUACCUAUUACCUCAGUUGUACUGAUAUAUAGUUUUAUUUUAUUUUUUAUCUUAUUUCCUGCUCGUUUAAUGAAGUGACUUCACGAGCUUUUAUAUAUAUUUUUUCCUUUUUUUUUUUUUUGAAAACUGUGUGACGACUUAUUAUAAUAAUAAUUAUUAUUACCUGCAAUACAAAAAAAGCGCUAUUCAUUUCUUGUCUGUGGAAAAUUAAAAAAAAGAAAAAAAAAGUAAUUUAAUUAUAAGCUCUGGCCAGGGACGUUCAGAAAACUAAGAAACCUUUUAUUGCAUGUCUGAAUGUGUCCAUUUAUUUUUCUAUCUUUCCCUUCUUUGUCUCCUCCGCACAUGAAAUGCGCGCACACUUCCUCCCUCGUCUGUUCUGUCGCCUUGUGCCACUUUUAGAUAUUUUAUUCUGAAAUGUUUCUCUUUUUUUUUGUUUUUUUAAAUUGAUGUUAUUUUAUUUACAUUCCAAAGAUCCGUUUCUAUCGUUAUUAUUAUUAUGGAUGAUGGUGAUGAUGAUAACAAUGAUGGUAUUGUUGAAGAUGUGUUACCUCCUCCGAACAUGUACGUUGCUCCUUUCUCUGCUUAUGCCUUUUCCCUCAAUGUCUACCUUCCUAUUAUUUGUAAAUAGUUCAUAGAAAUUUAAAUAAAUGGCUAAAAAAGGAUUUUUCUAUCCUCUUCUCUCUCAU
This is a messenger RNA of Larimichthys crocea (large yellow croaker), 3120 nucleotides long. RefSeq names its product homeobox B4a (gene hoxb4a). Bases 430 to 1230 code for a protein of 266 amino acids. The record is from RefSeq and is a predicted model, not a curated record. The transcript has 3 exons. Gene Ontology annotation, molecular function: DNA-binding transcription factor activity, RNA polymerase II-specific; RNA polymerase II cis-regulatory region sequence-specific DNA binding. Gene Ontology annotation, biological process: positive regulation of transcription by RNA polymerase II; embryonic skeletal system morphogenesis; anterior/posterior pattern specification. Gene Ontology annotation, cellular component: nucleoplasm; nucleus. Lineage: Eukaryota; Metazoa; Chordata; Actinopteri; Sciaenidae.